UACAACCUCAAAUUUGAGUUUGUUAUUUUGAAAAUUUUGAGUUCUUUGUUGAUUAAAUAUUUAAUUUUUUAUGCUUAAAUUUUGCAACUGCCUAGAUAUUACUAGAUAGUUUAUGGAUCGGAAAAAAAUUUGUACACAAUCGGUCAAACUGAGCUGCGACGGUUUCGAUUUACUAGCCGGCGAGACAUGGAUUUAUCCAACGAAUUACCCAACCAGAGAAUACCAAUUCAAUAUUAUCCAAAAGGCAUUACUUAAAAACACAUUGGUGAGCCUUCCCACAGGAUUGGGUAAAACUUUUGUCGCUGCCGUGAUUAUGUACAAUUUUUAUCGGUGGUAUCCUCAGGGAAAAAUAAUUUUCAUGGCUCCUACAAAACCCCUGGUUAAGCAGCAAGUUGAUGCUUGUUAUGAUGUAAUGGCCAUACCAUCGGAGGUUACUGCAGAAUUAACUGGUGCUAAAACAUCUACGGCUAGAACAGACGUCUGGGCUGAAAAACGGGUGUUUUACAUUACACCUCAAGUGCUACAAAAUGAUUUGCACAGAAUAAGUGAACUGGGCCCACGAAUUAAGUGUCUGGUGUUUGAUGAAGCCCAUAAAGCCCGAGGCAAUCAUGCUUAUUGCGAAGUAAUUCGUCGACUGAUUGAUGGUGGUAACAAACAUUUUCGGGUUUUGGCGCUUAGUGCUACCCCAGGCGGUUCUGUCAAUGAUGUGUUGGAAGUUAUUCAGAAUUUGCUAAUUUCUCACAUCGAAUUCAGAACAGAGGAAAGUUUGGACGUACAGCAGUAUGUUUUUCAAAGGUCCCUGGAAACUGUGGUUGUACCUUUGAGUGAUAAACUACUGCAGGUUAGGGAUGAAUAUUUGAAAAUUUUAGAACAUUACACCAAAUCGUUGAGAAACUACAAAAUCGUUCAGGGCAAUUGCGGCUCCCUCACUAAAGGUAAAAUAUUUAUGUUGCUGAAAGAAUUUAAGAAGAAAACUAGAGGUACCCGGCCCUCCCAUUAUUCAGAAGUCAUGAAAAGCUUAAACAUUUGCGUCACCUUGUACCAUGCUUAUGAGUUGCUCAUCAGGCACGGUUUGAGAAACUUUUUAUCAUUUUUCCAAGAACAUCUCGAAAAGCCAUUGUUAAGGAGCAAUUACAUCUUAAGAGCAAUUGUGGACGAUGUCAGAGAUCACUUGGGUCCUAUACCAAACAUUGAAAUAUUACCGGAUGGAACAUAUCCAGAGAUUCCACACAAUGUUAAAUUUGGCCACCCCAAGUUUUACAAGCUCCGCGACGUUCUGGUCUCUCAUUUCUCAGAGGGUGAUCCAAACACCAGAGUGAUAGUGUUUUUUGAAUACAGAGAAUCGGUGAUGGAGGCUCAUAUGUUGCUACUCCAAUCCAGACCACUCGUUCAGCCAAAAAUAUUUCUUGGCAAAGGGUCUGGAAUUACUCAGAAGUUUCAGAUAGGGGUGGUUAAGGCUUUCAGAGAAGGCAAAUGCAACACUUUACUCUCCACGUGUAUCGGCGAAGAAGGUCUGGACGUAGGCGAAGUCGAUUUAAUCGUUUGUUUUGAUAUUUCGACGAAAUCACCUAUAAGAAUGGUGCAACGCAUGGGGAGAACGGGCAGGAAACGAAAGGGUAAAGUGUUGGUAUUGGUAACCGAGGGAAAAGAACAACAAACACUAAAAGACUGCUUAAUUCACAAAGACAACAUUUCGACCUUUGUAUUGGGAUCGAAACAGUUGACCACGGGUAUGUACCCUGGCAGUCCCAGAAUGGUUCCAGACGGGAUUACCCCAAAAUGCGAGAGAAUAUUUAUUACGGUGAAAAAAAAGGUGUUAUCCAAGAAAAACAAUUCAAUUAAGAAUCUAUUCAAUUCCAUAUCGAGCACUUCUUCAUCAGAGCCCAUGUUUUUGGAUGACAUACAAGUGGUAGAGGUGGACGAAAGGAUACCAAAAUGUGUAACGUUGUUUGAUAAAGAGGAACCUCUCAAUAUCAGUGGACACAGCUUUGAUACAUUCAGUAGGCACGUUGAAUCGCAACGAAAUUUGCAGACAUUCUAUACAAUCGGACCUUCAAAGCUAACAAGAGAAUGUGUAAAGCUUAUGCAGUAUGCAGAUUCAAAAAGAUUCAAUAUACCGACUCAGAUACAAGGUUUCAGUCAAAAUAAGGCUUUAAAGCAAGGAGACAUUAGAAGCAUGUUUCUUCAACCUAAUAGUCAACAACACUUUCAAACACCAUUUUCCAAAAUACCUCUAUCGAUCGACAAAAUAAUAUCAACCCAAAAUUUGAGAACUGAACGGGAAGCUUCCCCUCCACAUCCCAUAAUGUCUGGGAAAGAACUAUAUGCGCAGAUAUCAAAUUAUAUAUUUCUGCAUCUAUCGAGUACUCGAAAGUGCAAACAUUGCCCUGAUGGUUUCACCUGUGAAGACUAUACAAUCGCGUCUAACAGACCGGACGUGCAAAAUAAUAAUUGGAUCCCAUCGGAACAAAUUCUGAACAACAUCACUGCCGCUGAUAUCGCAGAUUUUACCAAAACUUUAGACCCGAACUACAAAGAAUCAGUUCCCUCGCCCACUGAUUAUAUGGAAAUAGGCGAGGACCAUACUUUAUUGGAACACAUAGACUUUACUCAUUUGGAGAGAAAUGCCGAGGAACAGUCGUUUAACUUUCAAGCACCGAAAACUCUGACCAAUAUUAUUGACAAAUUCGGAGAGCAAUUUUUUUAUUCUCAGAACGACAUAUCUGAGUUGCUGCACUUUUUCAUGCUACCUACUUUGCUUGACUUGUUCUGCGGUGCGGACAGUUCGCAAGAAACUGUUCUGUAUUCGCCAAACGUGAGCGCAGAAGAUUCCCCCAGGGGCGGAGAAUGUUUGGCUACAUCUCCUGAUUUGUCUUCGCAGGACCGUUUGAGGUCGAUCAGAAGAAAAGUCUUUGAGAAUACGAAGCGAACAGAAGUCCAAAAGCAGUUAGUUAAAGAACUUAACAUUAAAGAGGUGAGAACAACAAUUUGCAGUACUCCUAUCCGACAGAAGACAAGCUCUUUAUUAGUCACUCCUAGUAUGAGGCCCAAGAGCGAUAUCGACAUAUCAGACAUCUGCGAUGUCUCGAGUUUCGGGUUGAGCGAAAAAGACGUUAAAGCUGAUGUUAGCGAAUUUUGCGAUUUAUCGAUGUUCGGAAUUACGAUUGAAAAGAAAUCAGAUGUAAGAGAACGAAAUAAGGACAAUGCAAAUACUGACUACCCUAAAAAGAAUCUUGGACGAUCCUGUUCAAAGUUCACUAACAUUGUAGCUGAUGCGCAAGAGUCUGUCAAUUUAUUGAAUGCCACAGACAACUCCAGCAAAGAAAAAGAAAAGCCGAUUUGCCAAAGAGAUUAUAAUAGAUUAGAAAAGCUUAAUCAGAAUUCUGCUGUAAAAGAUAUACCAUAUUCAAAAUCCACUAAGACUUCGAUAAAUGCUCCAAGCACCUCCUUGUUGGAAGCUAAUUGUGGAAGCUUAUCCAAGGUAGGCGAUGAUGCGAGACCUGGCAAAAAAAAUUAUGAACAAGUCAAUACAAAGCCCAAGAAUUUAACCAACCAAGCUAGCACCAGUUGGUCUCUCCUUGACCAGAAGUUUGGCAAAGAUACAAACCCGCUCGAGAUUACCACUAAAGCUCAGAACCUAGGGGUUGAAACAGCAAGGUGUGAUAGAAAAACAGGUUUUGAGUUGGAUAAGCCUGAUCUAGCUUCUGAGGAUUCCGAUUCUGAUGUAACAUUUUGUGAACCACCUGCAGAAAAAGAGGAACCAGCUGCAGCAGGAUUGACUAAUAUUGAUGAUAAUCUGUUGGAUUUGGUUGAUGAAUCCAUAAUUGAAUUACUGACACAAACAAACAAGCCCCACAUUAAGGAGACGACGGUUGAUUUAACAAAAGAUAGUCCCGAAAAGCCUUUGCCCAAAAAAUUAUCUGCCCCGACCCAACUUUCCAUUACCCAAAUGUUGACACUGAUAAAUAAAAGUCAACAAAAGGAAAUAGGCAGCUCGCAGAAGGAAAACGAGUCGAACAAUAUCAAUCAAGCCAAGCUGAAAUCCUCCAGUUCGAGCGAACCAUCGAGUGCCGACAGUAGAAAUCGUACGUCAAAAAAAAAUUUGUUAAGUACCAAGAAAGAUAUCGACGGUGAAUUUUCUUUCCCUACUCCUAAAAAGAACCUCAAAAAACCGAAUGUGGACCCUUACCAAAUUAUUACUCAACGUGUAACAAACCGGAAAAGCGUGUUGGGCAACAUUCCAGACACGUCCAGCGACGAAGAAUUCGAAAAUCCCAAGAGAAAUCCUGUUUUCUUGAAACCCUUAUCUGAGACGGUAAAUACCAAGAGUAUGAGGAAUGGUAAUCCCAACGCGAGAUCAAGUAAAACUACCUCUAGGAAAAAGACUCGAAAAAAUCCAUUUAUAGAAGAAGAAGCUAAAUUAUCGGAAGAUGAGAACGUUUUCAUUUCGGACGACGAAUCCGACGGGGAACUAGAUGUUUAUGACUCAAGCUUUGUAAACGACGAAACGCAAAACAUGAACACCCAAAUGCAUCUUCACUAUUUAAAAUCAAUGAGAAGUCCGGCUCCAAGGCGCUUAAAAGUCCCAUCCAAGCCUCCGCUGCCUCUUGACAACAUUUACUCCCAAAACGUCGAUACUGAAAAUGAUGCGUAUAUAGAAGACUCGUUUGUCGUGGAUGCAAAAGACGAUGAGUUGACGCAACGCCACGAUCUUUCCGAACUGGAAAUUUUGGAGAGAAAGCUGAAGCAGAAGAAAAGGAAAAAAUCAGAGGAAAAGUCAAAAUCGGAUAAACCCAAACGAAGGAGGAUAGUGUCGAUUUCCAGCGACGACAGUACCUAAGAUUGAAACGUCAUUAAUUUCC
Cylas formicarius (sweet potato weevil) is the source of this 4862-nucleotide messenger RNA. RefSeq lists its product as uncharacterized. Gene Ontology annotation, molecular function: ATP binding; four-way junction helicase activity; 3'-5' DNA helicase activity. Lineage: Eukaryota; Metazoa; Arthropoda; Insecta; Coleoptera; Brentidae. The coding region runs from base 113 to 4840 and encodes 1575 amino acids. The record is from RefSeq and is a predicted model, not a curated record. Gene Ontology annotation, biological process: interstrand cross-link repair; replication fork reversal; double-strand break repair via synthesis-dependent strand annealing. The transcript has 18 exons.